CCAUCCACACACAACAUAUCGCAACCAUGCCUCCAAAGAACAAAGGAGGCGCUAAAGCCAAAGCGCCCGAACCAAAGCAAGAAGCUCCGACAAAACCGCAGACCAUCAGAGAGCUCGAGUGGCAGUGGUACUACGAGACGAACCCUUACCAAAAGUCCUUGGAACAGCUCGGUCUCCAUGGCAUGACCCCAGUUGAUCGACAAGCUUACCUGAACCAAGAAUAUCUAAAACCGGGCGUCGCCAAGACCCUCUCCAACAAAGCCCAAAAGGAACUGUGGAAGCAGUUGAACGAGGCCAACGUUCCCUUGCGUAACUUACCCCGGCCGCGCGAUCACCAGUGGGGCCGCGACAAGUACGGUCGUGACAUCGGCGACUAUACCGUUGAGGAAUAUGAAGCUAGAGAGGCGAAGAAGGCUAAGCUUUUAUUGCUGCUAGACGACAGCUCGGCUUUCAAGGUCAGGCGCGCGAAGGCCAACAAAAACAACCCGAAUCUCGAGAAUACAUACACGUACACCGAGGAGGACGUGGAGGCUGAAAGGGCUAGGCGGGAAGAAAUGUCGCAACUACAGCAGGACUUAUACGGCACCAAGAUGGAUCCGUACGAGCUGGAUCCAGAUUGGGAUGACGUCGUACCGAUACCCCAGAUCGAGCCCGAAGGAGCGCUUGCAACUAUUGCGUAUCCGGAUGAAUAUGCCGAAUCUAUGUCGUACCUCCGCGCCGUUAUGGCAGCCAAAGAAUAUUCGCCGCGUUGUCUUAGACUGACCGAGCGCAUCAUAUCCCUAAAUCCGGCACACUAUACCGUCUGGCUCUACCGAUUCUCCAUCGUGCAAGCCCUCAACAUAUCCAUCCCAGACGAGAUCGAAUGGCUCAACGAAAUCUCGCUUGCACACAUCAAGAACUACCAGAUCUGGAACCAUCGCCAACAACUUAUAGAACACUACUACCCGGCCAUAGUGACGGUACCUUCGGAAGUAAGCGCGCUGGCCGAAAGCGAGCGGCACUUCCUGGAGCAGAUGCUUCAGCUGGAUACGAAGAACUACCACGUGUGGAGCUAUCGGCAGUAUAUAGUGCGCAAGCUGGGGACGUGGAACGACGCCGAGCGGCAGAGCAUAGAGACCAUGAUCCACGAGGACGUGCGGAAUAACUCGGCCUGGUCGCACCGCUUCUUCCUCGUGUUCUCAGACCCAUCGUACGCGACGCCCAACUCGCACGCCACGGAGCACGACCCGAAGAUCCCGGAUGCUAUCGUCGACCGCGAGAUCGGCUACGCGGAGCAGAAGAUCCUGCUCGCGCCGCAGAACCAGAGCCCCUGGAACUACCUCCGAGGCGUGCUGGUCAAGGGAGGGCGGAAACUAGGGUCCGUAAGAGAGUUUGCGGAACAGUUUGCGAAGAAUGUGGGCGACGCGGAAGGGGAAGAGGUGCGGAGCUCGCACGCCCUGGACCUGCUGGCGGGUAUAUACGAGGAGGCCGGGGAGCUGGAUAGAGCGGACCUGGUGCUGAGGCGGCUGGGGGAUAAGUGGGAUCGGAUCCGUCGCGGGUACUGGGAGUAUAGACGGAAGUUGCUGAAGGCGAAUUAGGACUAAGCCCUGGGAAAGGCAUGGUUAGUCUGCCUCAGACUAUAUCGCUGGAACAUGUGAUGGGGUCUAGCGAAGAAGAUUGGGAGCGGGUGGGGUGAAGAAGAGAAAAGAAGAGCAGGAGUCGAGGUUGAUAUCCUCCUUAUAGCGGGUUAGGUAGAUUUAUCGUAGAAUUACCCAACCUAAGGUAUAUUUAUCUGCUUAAGAAGGGUCGUUGCGAUGCAUUUAAAUCUUAGGUACGAUUAGAGGACGUUGUUUUUACAAAAAAGUAUUUAAAGACUGGUGAUAGAGUGGAGGUCAUGGGUAAUUGGUAUUAUAUAUAUAUAGGUACCUAAUAUAUAUAACUCGACUUUUAUUCCAUUGGAGUCCAUAUAGGUUUAGGGGUUUGUGUCCCCUUUUUGUUAUUUUUUUGGCCUUGUAAGUCGGAUAUAAAUCUGAUUUACCAUCGACUACCUAACUACCACGUAUAUGUAAUAGGAAUAUUAGGUACUAAUCGUUAAGAGGCAAAGUGUUAUUA
Daldinia caldariorum is the source of this 2091-nucleotide messenger RNA. RefSeq names its product protein prenylyltransferase. Gene Ontology annotation, biological process: protein farnesylation; protein geranylgeranylation. The record is from RefSeq and is a predicted model, not a curated record. Gene Ontology annotation, cellular component: cytoplasm; protein farnesyltransferase complex; CAAX-protein geranylgeranyltransferase complex. The coding region runs from base 27 to 1577 and encodes 516 amino acids. Gene Ontology annotation, molecular function: CAAX-protein geranylgeranyltransferase activity; protein farnesyltransferase activity. The transcript is spliced from 3 exons. Lineage: Eukaryota; Fungi; Ascomycota; Sordariomycetes; Xylariales; Hypoxylaceae.